This is a messenger RNA of Cornus florida, 1080 nucleotides long. RefSeq lists its product as uncharacterized. The record is from RefSeq and is a predicted model, not a curated record. Lineage: Eukaryota; Viridiplantae; Streptophyta; Magnoliopsida; Cornales; Cornaceae. The transcript has 4 exons. Bases 450 to 815 code for a protein of 121 amino acids.
UUCAGGGAAAAUCAUUUCAACCUCCCCAAUCGCCUCCAUCUCUAGUAUCAUUCUCAACUCGGCCCUCUCUCUGCCUCUACAACUGCAAAGUACAAAAUCUACAAGAAUCAGAACCCAUAUCGGCAUAUCAGAUAUGAUUUUGAAUAACGACGAUGAUGAUGAUUUUGAAUCACCCACCCACAAAUUCCAGAUCCACCGCAAACCCUCAAGCGUCUCCGGCGAGGUUGCACAACCGAAUCCAUAUCGGCCACCCAAAAGCGGGAGUUGUGGCGUAGUGUCGAUGAAGAGAUUGUUCAAAAUAUCAAAACCCAUAUCCUUCAGCUUCCAUCGCCCGUUGUUCCAGUUUGGGUUGGCCGUUCGCAAGCUUCAGCCUCUGAUCCGCGCGCUGUCUCUCAACUCUCAAGCCCUCUCUCUGCAACUGCUAACUUCAAAAGGCAUCAUCAAAUUCAAUGACAAAAGGGGUCCAACUUGCUCUUGAAAAUGAUAAACAAAAGGAAGUAACGGCUACUAGUGUCCUAUCAAGUCGAUGGAGGUAUCUGUGGACACAUUACUCUCGUCUUGAUUUUGAUGCCCCAGAAAUGAUUAGUGAAAUAUAUUGGACAAUGGACGAGGAAGUUGUUGAGGCUGAAAGGGUGAGAUAUGUCAAAUGGGUGAAUUGGGUUGUGCAGCUGUAUAGGGGCUCAACUAUUGAAGAAUUCAGGUCUUCCAAAAGGACUGGGAAAAGACAACAACGGGAGCAUCAAUUGCAUGGCCUAUCAAGUACAUCAAAAUUUGUAAGUUAUAUGGUCUUUAUGUUUGAUAAAAUUCUUUUAUGAUUGCACAUUUUUAAUGCUUUUUAUAUUCAUACUCAGGGGGGUCACAUGCCUUUAAGUGACCAAUUUUGUGGUGUAUCUUGAACUUUAUUACCUUAUUGGUACAUCAGCCCGUGUGGAGGUCAUUUUUAUUUCUUGUUUUAAAAUAUUGAAAGCAUGGGAGUAUGGGAUCAUCGUAUGUGGAGGUUUUGAUUGAUUGUUGUGGAGGAGAAAUUGUUGAUAUGUUGUUUAAGGAGUUAAUGCAAGUUGGCAACUUAAAUUUUUUUUA